Molecule: messenger RNA, 678 nt
Organism: Asparagus officinalis (garden asparagus)
Lineage: Eukaryota; Viridiplantae; Streptophyta; Magnoliopsida; Asparagales; Asparagaceae
Exons: 2
Coding region: 1-678 (225 amino acids)
Source: RefSeq, a predicted model, not a curated record
AUGGCAACUAUGCUGAGAUUAAUGUGGCAUAUCCAUGUCAAUAAGGAGAGUCUGUGGAUCAAAUGGAUACACAAUGCAUACUUAAGAAAUGAUGAUAUAUGGCAUGUUCAGGCUAAAAACUGGGACUCAUGGAUAUGGAAGAAAAUUCUGAAAGUCAGAGAUAAAGCUGUUAACUUUUGUGGAGUUGUGCCAUGGCAUAGAACAAUUUGGGAGACUACAAACUUCCCUAGUCACUCUUUUAUCUGUUGGUUAGCAAUCCAAGAUAGGUUACUCACUAUUGACAGACUGAUUAAGAGGGGAUUAAUGAACACUAACAAUUGUUGUCUGUGUACUGGUUCUGAAAACAGAAACCAUCUUUUCUUUGAGUGCUGCUAUUCAAGAGAAGUGUGGCUUAAAAUUAUGGGUUGGCUCAGAUUCAAAUGGCAGUCCUGUAAUUGGAAUCAGCUUGUGAUUUGGUACAGUGAGAGACUGAAGGGGGAUGGUUUCAAUCAAAGGAUUAAAAGGAUGGCUUUAACUACAACAAUUUAUAGUAUAUGGAGAGAGAGGAAUUUCAGGAUUUUCAAGCAGAAAGCAAGGUCAGCUGAUCAGCUUUCUAAAGAUAUCAAACUUUGCAUUUACUCUUUUGUUCUCAAUGGAUCAUUCAAGGCAGAAGACAGAGAAUUGAUCAUUUCACUAUGA